Saccharomyces eubayanus is the source of this 1128-nucleotide messenger RNA. It is a transcript of the gene HST4, whose product is annotated as NAD-dependent histone deacetylase HST4. The transcript has a single exon. Lineage: Eukaryota; Fungi; Ascomycota; Saccharomycetes; Saccharomycetales; Saccharomycetaceae. The record is from RefSeq and is a predicted model, not a curated record. Gene Ontology annotation, cellular component: mating-type region heterochromatin. Gene Ontology annotation, biological process: negative regulation of transcription by RNA polymerase II; replication-born double-strand break repair via sister chromatid exchange; pericentric heterochromatin formation. Bases 1 to 1128 code for a protein of 375 amino acids. Gene Ontology annotation, molecular function: histone deacetylase activity, NAD-dependent; NAD+ binding.
AUGCAGAGCCGUACCAUGAAACACGAAACUGCCUUACCCAUUACUCCACCUAGCACGGUGGAAAAAAAGCCUCAAGUGGGGGAUCGUUGUGAUGAGCGUUUAAAGCCAAGAAAGUUGCUAUCGCAAUUGAAGAAGAGUGUCAGUAGCAGGAAACCAAGAUUGAAGUAUAGGCCUGUAUUGAACUCUGUGUUUGAUCUGGACGCCUUCAUGGAUUCCAAGCUCUCCUGUACGUCGCCAAACCAUCAUAUGGACCGCGAUGCUAGUUUCAUUAAAUAUGCAUUGAGUUAUAGUAAAAGAAUGGUGGUGGUUAGCGGUGCAGGCGUGUCAGUUGCUGCAGGGAUACCAGAUUUCAGAUCGAGUGAAGGUGUUUUCUCUACAGAGAACGGUGGUUCUGGUAAGGAUUUAUUUGAUUACAACCGUGUGUAUGGAGACGAAUCAAUGAGUGUUAAAUUCAAUCGGUUAAUGGUUUCGCUGUUCAAGUUGUCGAAUGAUUGUCUGCCCACACGAUUUCAUGAAAUGCUCAACGGUUUUGCGAAAGAUGGAAGACUUUUAAGGUUGUACACUCAGAACAUUGAUGGUUUGGACACUCAAUUACCUCAUUUGGCAACAAAUGUUCCUUUGGCAAAGCCAAUACCGAGUACAGUACAGUUGCACGGAAGCAUAAAACAUAUGGAAUGUAACAAAUGUCUAAAUGUCAAACCUUUUGACCCUGAAAUAUUCAAAUGCGACGACGGAUAUGAUUCACGAACUGAAAUUAUACCGUCAUGUCCACAGUGUGAAGAAUUUGAAACGGUGAGGAGAAUUGCGGGUUUAAGAUCCACUGGCGUGGGUAAAUUACGUCCAAGGGUAAUCUUAUACAAUGAGAUUCAUCCUGAGGGCGAUUUCAUUGGUGAAAUUGCUAAUAACGAUUUGAAGAAAAGACCAGAUUGUUUAAUUGUUGUUGGUACAAGUUUGAAGAUUCCCGGUGUGAAAAAUAUUUGCAGACAGUUUGCAGCCAAAGUUCAUGCAAACAAGGGUAUUGUGCUAUAUUUGAACACCAGUAUGCCCCCUAAGAACAUAUUGGAUUCAUUGAAAUUUGUAGACUUGAUUGUGCUGGGAGACUGUCAACAUAUUACUUCAUUGCUAUAG